Molecule: messenger RNA, 2496 nt
Organism: Sclerotinia trifoliorum
Lineage: Eukaryota; Fungi; Ascomycota; Leotiomycetes; Helotiales; Sclerotiniaceae
Source: the annotation of a GenBank genome assembly
UGGCUCCCGACAAUCGUACCAAUCGUAUUUGCGAUUCAUCAAUGGUUCUUGUCACAACCUUUGAAGUUACCUCGAGGAUUUUGAAAUGGUGUGCACUUUCUGGGCAUUGAAGCCACAAUGGAUAGAUGCUUAUUCUCCGUCCAUAAAGGCAAGUAAAAUCCCUAAUAGCAUGGUCCGCAUCUUGAGCUAUUCCCAUGUCACAAUACAUAAUGUGUGGUGAUGUCUUCUUCUACGUCUCAAAGAAGGUCUAGAGGGUCUGAUCUAUGGAGCGAGUGGAAACUGAAUAAUAAAACGCAAAAGUGGGAAUCAUUUCGCACUAAUGCUAGGGGUAAGAAGGAAUGGAGGUACAGUUCUGUUCAGUCUACUUCUGGCGCAUCCGCUGGUUCAAAUGUCCCGAGGUUUGAUGAUACCUCCCCGCUGGAACCAGUUUCUGCAACUACUACUCAAUAUUCAGUGGAUCGCAACUACACUACAGGCAACAACGAUGUUGGAUCUUUAACCAAUUCAAUGGCGGCGACUACUUUGACUUCAAUAGCCAAUGUAGAUCCACCUAUUGUGGCCAAGCUUGAAAUAGCCAACACCUCCACUGAGCAUACGGACUUUGAUCCAAGUGAGUGUCUUCAAUGCCGAAGAUGUAUUUAGCCACUAAAUUAUGAUAGACUAUAAAGUGCACCAAAAACGAGAAUUUAAGUUUGGGAGAGUAGGUUUUUGUUCUCAUCACCAAUUUAUCAAACUGCACACUAACUUGAGCAGGUCUUCAAGGUCCUUUGGUCUGAACCGUCUGGUGAAGCCCGUGGAGGGACCAUGACGUCGGUCAGACGACAGAAGCAUGGCGAAGAUUUGUAUGCAAAAGUUCGGAGGUUUGUUAUCAUAGAUCACAGACGAGGUCACUGUCUUUGCUUGUAGGUAUUUAUUUUCAUCCCUCCUCAUGCUCUUGUGAUAUUACUAACAGUGAAGUCAGGCCGAUCAUGUCUUACAGAAAGAGGGGGACAACUAAACCCGGAGUACAUCCUGAAGAGCAUGCCAUAAUUUACACCACACCAUACCCGAAAUUGGUUGAAGGCGAGGACGGUAAUAAAAUGGUGUAUCGGCCUAUCAAAGUGAUACCAGACAACACAAGACAUCACCUGGAAGCGUCGUCAAGACUUAAUUAUCGUAAAGUCUGUUCUGUGGAAUAUAAUGUUAAGGUUUGGUUCAUCGGUCAUGUCCAUCAAGAUUUCGAAAAGACGGUAGCAAGAUCUUAUAAUGAAGCUAACCCACCAUUGCGUCUAUCAACUCCACCAUCUGCAUCAGGCUCAUACACAGAGAAUAAUCCAACCUACAGCAAUUCUCCUCGUGCUAUGGCAGGCAAUUCUUCAAAUAUCACUGGCUAUCCCACCUUCUCAAAUCAGCCUAAUAUCCCGUCCUAUGGCAACACUACGUCCCAGUCAACACCUUCUUAUGGGACAGGACACAACACGGGUUCCAGUAGUUCCAAUUUGGAUGGUGGAUACAGUGCUGCGAGGCAAAACCUCCCAACACAGUACACUCCAUCAUCGUACCCACCAUCGCAGCAUCCUCCCUCACAAUAUCCCCCGUCGCAAUAUUCUCUGUCACAAUAUCACCCGUCGCAAUAUCCCCCGUCCCAACAUCCCUCCUCGCAAUAUCCCUCCUCGCAAUAUCCCUCCUCGCAAUAUCCCCGUCGCAAUAUCCCCGUCGCAAUAUCCCCGUCGCAACAUCCCCGUCGCAACAUCCCUCCUCGCAACAUCCCCUCGCAAUAUUCCACCUCGCAAUAUCCCCCCUCUCAAUAUUCCCAAUACCCCUCAUAUACGCCUCAUACCAACCAGCAAUACUACAAUCUGCAGUCCAAUCAUAGGUACGGUAGCGGGGAUGUCGAUGAUCCAACGCGCUAUUUCGAUGACCAGAGCUAAUUAGCAACUUGUGAGUCCAUUUAGCGAAAAGUAAUUUUUAGCUAACAGGUCUAGGCUUUCUCGAUUGUCAUACGUUCAGGGUCCACUCGGUUUACCCCUUAGUGCCAUUUUUUGCAGGCCAAGCUUGAUGAUGGCGCGCCCUCGUCGGAUCUUCCAAGGAUUUAUUUUUCUAUUUGAAUUUGAUAUGAGUUUUGCGUAUUUAUUUCUCGUUUCUUUUUCAUGAGUAACGAAGUCACGAUCGAUAUCAAGACAUUUCAGCAACAGUGUCAAGGCUUUAUGCCUAUGCUUUGUUUUUUCCCUAACUUUUUUUUUUGUUUUCUUUGGAUAUCCGGAAAUAUGUUCCCUUCUACUGGUUCCAGAUUCUGUAUAUAUAUCAUCUCUUCUGCUGGUUCCAAGUCCCAAAUCCUUUUCCGUCAAUUCUAUUCUCUCAGCUGGGAUCUGAUUUCGAGUAUUGAUAACGAGGUUACGAAAGUUUAUUUUCACGUUUGUUUAUAUUCACUUUAUCUCUGUCCCUGCCAGCGAUCAAUUUUCCUGCAGUCACUUGUUCAUACAUCAAACUGUUACAAUUUAUGGCUUUAUAUCUGCA